Molecule: messenger RNA, 1267 nt
Organism: Phragmites australis (common reed)
Lineage: Eukaryota; Viridiplantae; Streptophyta; Magnoliopsida; Poales; Poaceae
Exons: 1
Coding region: 48-1208 (386 amino acids)
Source: RefSeq, a predicted model, not a curated record
UCGCGUGCACUCUUAUACGUCCCCGGCCACCACGUAGCACGCCGGCGAUGCAUUGUUCCAAACAGUACUGUUCUCGUAGUCCGUACCCGAUGGAUCGUCUCAUCAUCAAGCGCACCAAUGAGAGGGAGUGCAAUGCCGACGAGCAGCUACCGCAGCUGCUCGACUCGCCGCUCCCCACUCCGCGCCGGUCGUGCGCCUCGGUCGACGCCUCACGCCCGCGCUGCCGUCGCGACGCGUCGCCGCUACGGACGCAUGUGCCGUUCUCCUGGGAGAGCUCCCCGGGCGUGCCCAAGAACAGCGCGUGCAGGGACAUGCACAAGAAGCCGCAGGAGAUGCCACCGCCGAGGCCGCCUCCCGGGCGCCUGCCGCCGUGCCCCGCCAGGAACUGGUACUACGGCAACACGAGCGAGGCAAGCAGCGACGACGACGACGACAGAUCGUUCUCCGACGCCCUAGAAAGGAUCUCCUCGCCCGAGCGGACCGGCUCGUUCGACCGGGUCACGUCCAAGCGUUUCGAGGACAUCUUCGUCGGCCGCGCCACGAGCUUCGCCAAGGACCGGCACGCUGCCGCGGAUGCCGUCACCAACUCGUCCUCAGGCAGGCACCCGAGACAACGACAACGUCCCCAUGCAGCUGAUGCAGCGCGCCGCAGCCACGACGAGGACCGCUGCACGCCUAGGCAGCGCAACAACAACGUCCCCAUGCAGCUGAUGCAGCGUAUCAAAAUGGACUCACGGGCGCAGCAGAUGUCCCCAAGAGCCUGUGGGCUCAUGUUGUUCUUCCCCUGGAGCGCAAAACCGGCGGUCUGCGGGUUCGGGAGCCCGACGCAGCACGCGAUGCCUCGCGCCGGACCGGAUGCGCCUUCGCCCUGCUCCCACAGCCGCAGGGGCACCACCCUACGUGAUGCCAUCAAGGAGGAGAACGAAGCCAGCGGCGGCGGCGACUUGCCGCAGCAGCGUGGAGAGAAGAGGAGCCGUGACUGUGAGGAAUGGCAGAGCCGUCGAUGGGGCGUGUCGUCGUUGCUUGACACGAGCAAGAAGUACUGCACUGAUGCCCGGAAGGCUCUGAGCAAGUUAUCCAUCGGAUUAGGAGCGGACGGCGGCAGCCCUAGAGUUAGCAGCGAAAGGAGGAGGAGCAAACAGGUUGGUAUCUCAACAAUGCCGGCGACGGCCUCGAAGCUGACGCAGCUGAAGGCGAACAGAAACUGAGGUGAGAAAAGGCCGGGGUGAUUUGCUGGUGGACAUGAGAUUAGAAGUUUUCUGCACAU